UCCCUUCCCUGCGGUGAGUUCUUGGUCUAUGUAGGAGGAGUGCCGACAAGAGGGCGUGAGGUGAAGGAUGGAAGUGAUCCAGGAGUCCGAAGAGGGUCAGGUUUCUUCAGAAACUACAGAACCCAUAGUCGUGGAGGCACCCGAUGGCUCCCAGGGAGAUGGCUCGGGAGGAGGGGGGCCAAGUGCUUCGAUAGUGGAGCCUUCGGAGGGUGGAGAGCCUACCGAGGCUGCGGAGCCGGGAGGCAUGGAGGAGGCGGAGGAAGAGGAGGAAGCAGAGGAAGCGCAAGAGGGAGAGGAGGCCCAGGAGGCCCAGGAGGCCGAGGCUACGGAGGAGGAGGGAAAAGAGGAGAUGGAGCAAGAAGCCGAGGCGGAGGAGGAAGAGGAAAUGAUGACAUCGACCUUCUCGGAGGCUGAAGAGAUGGAGGGCGAGGUUUCCGAGUCGGUCGAAGUACCUAGCGAGGUCUCGAGAGAAGACGUGGUGGAGGAGACGCGAUCCCCGGUGCGGCUAACACUGACUACGGACAAAGGAAGCGAUGUGUCCUUCGAAAUGCGAGAAGAAGAAGAAGAAAAAGAAGAAGAAGAAGAGUACGAGCCCGAAGAGCAGGCCAUUUCUGAGGAAGCCCAGCUGAAGCUCCAGGAGCAGCAGCUGCGCGGCGAGCUCCUAGAGCAGUAUCGCGGGCUGAUCUCGGAGCGCAACCGGAUCCGCCAGUACAAUAUGCACCUGCAGCACAAGAUCGCGCUGGCGCUGCGCAAGAAGAAAGGCGGUGUUGAGACUGAGGUGGCAGAGAAGACCCCAGGGGAGCUGGACACCCCCGAGAAAGAGCAGACCUACCAGCGCUACCUGAGCUCGCUGGAGGAACUGAAGAAGCAGCACAGUGAAGAUAUGGAGUGGUACCAGCGGGAACUCGAACAGCUCCAGCGGCACUGCCAGGAGAAGUUGGCCAAAGUGGAGAAGGAGUGGAAGUCCUUCCAAAACCACAAGAAGCAGGUGAUCCUGCAGGCCAUGGGCACCUGCAGCUUGCCCGGGGGGAAGCAGGCCGCCCUGCGGGAGGUGGAGCAAAUACAGGACGUAGAGGACCGCAAGGAGAAGGAGAUGAGCAUCGUCCGCCUGGAAAACGUGCAGCUGAAGCAGUCCUUGGCCCAUCUGGAGGCCAGGAUGAAGGCACAGGAGGAGUUGACAGAGGGGCUCCACCUCAUCGACUUCGAGCAGCUCAAGAUAGAAAAUCAGACCUUCAAUGAGAAAGUAGAGGAACGCAAGGAGGAGCUCAUAAAACUACACUACAAAGUCUCCAGCAACGUCCAAAUAAUCACCCAUGUGAAGGAGAAAUUACAAUUUGUGGAACUUGAGAAUAUGGGCCUUAAGUCAGAGCUCAUGGAAAUUGAUGCUCAGGUGGCCCAGAAGAGGGACAUCUUGACCAAGACUAAGAAGGCCAGGGACAGCCUUCGAAUUGAUAAUGUCAAGUUAAAUCAGAAGUGUGGACUUCUAGGAAAAGAGAUGCUCCUUCGUGACCUGGAACAAAAGGUGGACCAGACAGAGUUGCUUAGUCAAAGGCUAGAAACACUUAAGCGCCAGUAUGCUGGACUGACACUCUCUUGCAAAGGACUCAAACAGAAAAUAAAGGAAUCCAAAGCAUUCCUACCAUCCUGAACAUCAAAACAAU
Molecule: messenger RNA, 1661 nt
Organism: Gracilinanus agilis (Agile Gracile Mouse Opossum)
Lineage: Eukaryota; Metazoa; Chordata; Mammalia; Didelphimorphia; Didelphidae
Gene: CFAP184
Product: coiled-coil domain containing 96
Exons: 1
Coding region: 68-1648 (526 amino acids)
Biological process (GO): cilium assembly
Cellular component (GO): ciliary basal body; axoneme
Source: RefSeq, a predicted model, not a curated record